CGGCCGGGGGAGAGAGGAAAGCCGGGUGGAUUGGGGGGGAUCACGUGACGCGCCGCCCCGCGGUCAGUUUUGGCGGGCGGUACGGUGGCCGGGAGGGUUUCCUAGGCAACCGCGCCGCCGGCGAGGGAGGCGGCCAUGACGGAGAGGGGCCCGACGCGGGCCAGCCAAAGUGUUGGGUGGUCUAUGGAUGAAUAAGGAGUGAAAGCAGGAAGCAGUUGUCACAACUCGCCUGUCAAAAUCAAUUUACUAGUUGUUUGGAAGGUAACAUCCAGUUGCAGAUUAUGGCUCAUCGAUUUUCAAAAGAAGAUUUAGAUGAGCAGUUUGAAGAGUUUCUGAAAGAGUCUCUUUCAGAUGAUUCACUUGGAAAUUCAAAGAAAAAAUCCAGCAUUCUUGAGACAUUGGGACAACCCAGGAAAAAAGAAACGAAGAAAAAGGAUUCAGUGCCAUGGUGGAUAUCUGAGGAAGAUUUGGAUGAUAGUGGAAUGCUUGGAGCCAAUGGAAGCUUUGUCAAGAUACAGAAUGCUUCACAACCUGUGGGGGAAACUGAUGAGAAUACACAUGUGGAAAAAAUGCAGCUUCAGAAAAGUAAUGGCGUUGCUGUCUCCUUAAGUAGAGACAGCCUGGAGACAAAUGAUUCAGUUUUAGCUUCUGGGCCUAAUCAAAGUAUUGUGGGAGUUGGAUUGGAUACCUUGGAAGAACAAGAAGAAAAAGAGAUCUUCUUUGCCAAACUUGAACAAGAAGCUUCCUCUACUAUUGAUUAUUCAAGAUUAAAUAAAGAGCUGGAUUCCAAUGAUUCUGUAUUACUAGCACCAUUUGUACGAAAUGAAGAAAAUGAAAAAGGAGAAGAGGAAUCCUCACAUGAAGAGAAAUCUGGCAGCUACAGUGAAGAUUUUGAAGAAGAAACAGAUGCUAAUCCUGCCUUUAAAACUGAGGGAAGUCAGGUGAAUCAGAACAUCGCGUCGGGAGUUGAUUUAAGUCCUCAAGAACAGGAAGAAGCAAACACUGGCAUGCUGGCUAAAGUUGUAUUACUUGAUUCACAAGAUUCAACUACAGAACUUCAAAAGGCUGUUGAAACAUCAGAUGUAGCUCUAGGUGAACAUUAUCUGCCUGAAGAAGUCAGUGGAAUUGAAAUGAAUGAAGCAGGCACUUCCUAUGGACAAACCACCAGUGACAUUGAAGCAUUACACCAAGCAUACCAUCAUAUUGAUCAGUCUUUGGGAGACACUGAUGAGCAAAAACUGCAUGAUUCUGCAAUGGUGGUCUCAGAAUGCUUAGUGCAAGGUGUUUCACAAAAUAAUGACAUCUAUUCAAAAAACAUGUCAACUAUUGAAUCAGAUUUACCUACUGUGGAAGAAUUGAUGAAACCAAUUAAAGGACAUUCAUGUAAUACCAGAAGUUUUGAUGUGGAGCCUGAAAGUCCUGUGAAACUGGUAGGCAGCACAACAAAUGACUUCAUCAGCCACUUGCCCUUUAAAGAGCACCAGAAUAAUGUGGUUUGGGAGACAAACUUAUUUGAAAAAUGUAACAGAGAAGAGAGCAUCUUUCUGCAGACAGCUGUGAAUGAUGAUAAUUUUCAGACGGUGACUGAGAAAGAAAUUCAGACCAGUGAAGUACAGCCAGAUGUACUAAGAGAAAAAAUAGUACAAGACUCUCUGCUUUCACAACAAGGCAGCAAAACUAAACAAGCUCUUUGGUCUCGUUCCUUGAAGAAUGAAAGAUCAGAAUCAAUGACAACUAAACCAAUGUUACACAAGAAUAUCAGAAGUCCAGCACCUUUACAUAAAAAGAAAUCUUCAUAUGGUCCUCAUGGGGUGGUUAGAAGUUCUGGGUAUGGGAAACCCAGCUCACUCUCAAAACAGUCUUUUCCAGCUAAUGAAAAGAAAGCACCAAAAGAAACUUUCAAAAAGACCAGUGUGAAAGCCAGAAGUCCUGCAGAUAGAGCAAGAUCUAAAGAAGCCUUAUUUGCUACUAGGAUAAUAAGAUCUGCAACAAAUGAAUCAACUCUGACGGGAAGUAUUAACAGAGUUAUGUCUGGGCAACCAGUUGUUAAUAAUCUUGGACACCAGGCUGUGGAUUAUUGCAGGCAAUAUCAGCAUGAUUCAUCAUUUUCUCCUAUCAAAAGUUGUGAUAGAGAACUAUAUUUGCUAAAACGAGUACAAGUUGCAGAGGAGGACCUGAACACAGCUCAUGAUUUGAUUCAACAGCUAACCAGCACAGUUUCACAAAAAGAGAAAGAAAUAGAGACAAAGAUAUUAGAAUUGAAAACUCAGCAUGAAAAAGAGCGUUUUCAGUUGGGUCAGGAAAACUAUGUUCUUCAGAGUAAGUUAAGAAGUAUGGAAGAGCUGAGUCAAGAAAAGAGAUGGACCCAUCAUACAGCAACAAUUCCUGUCACUGAAGAAAAACUGGCACAAAUACGAAAAGAAAUUGAAGAUCAAGAGGUCAUUAUUCAAGGUUAUCAACAGGAAAAUGAGAGGUUAUACAAACAAAUGAAAGAGCUACAAAUCCAAAACAAAAAAAAUGAGGAACAAAUGUUUAAGGAGAAUCAGUGUUUAAUGUCUGAAUUAAUAGACCUAAGAGAAAAGAUAGAGAAGCCUAAUAUCCAGUCACGAGUCAUGCAGGAUUCUGAACCAGCCAGAAACCAGAGCUUCACAGAACUGAUUUCAGAGCUUCGAGCAGCACAGAAGGAAGAAGCUAAAUUACAAGAAGAGAUAAGACGUCUCAAACAAGAUAAGCAAGCUCUUGAGGUAGACUUGGGACAAGCAAAGAAGGAGAGAGAUUUAGCAAAAGUCCAGAUUGCAUCCACAUCAGGUGAGAAGUCUUAUGAAUUUAAAGUUAUGGAAGAAUCAUACAAACAGGAAAUUGCUCAUUUAAAAAGAAGACUUCAAUGGUAUGCAGAAAAUCAAGAUCUUCUGGAUAAAGAUGCAGCCCGUCUUAAAGAUGCAAGAGAAGAAAUUAAGAAACUAAAACUAGAGGUUGAGAAGCUCAGAACUGAACCUGGAGAUCAGUGUGUGCAACAGAAGAAACGUUUGCAAGACAGAGCAGCAGAUGCUAAAAGAAUUCAGGAUCUUGAACGACAAAUCAGGGAAAUGGAAGGAAUUCUAAAAAGAAGGUAUCCAAAUUCUUUGCCUGCUUUGAUUUAUGCUGCUGCUGCUGCUGAGAAAACUAAUGAUCUUUCAGCUAAAACAAACACAGUUGAUUUUUUGGAGAGAAGAAUAAAAAAGUUAGAAACAGAACUUGAAGGUAAAGAUGAUGAAGCUAAAAAAAGUCUCCGUGCCAUGGAACAACAAUUUCAAAAAAUAAAGAUACAGUAUGAGCAAAGACUUGUAGAGCUUGAGCAACUACUUGCCUACAAAUUUAUGAGUGAAUCGCCAAAACUGAAUGGUGAUAAAGCCAGUUCUACAGAACUUGAACAGGAGCUUCAGAAUCUAAAGAAGACCCAUCAGAUCACUGUUAAAAACCUCCAGACAGAAAUUGAAAACCUUAAAAGUCAAAAUUCCCAAUUAAAACUCAGAAGUAAAAAGGAUAAUAAAGACUUAGAGUCCACAGAUUCUCCAAUGAAACAAGGUAACACAAAAGACAGACUGUUAAAACUAAAUGAAGAACUAGUCACCAAAAAUAGAGAAAUACAAGACCUUACAAAAACUGUAGAGAAACUUCAAAAAGAAAGGAUGGUGAUGUUGUCUGAUAAUAAUUUGAGAAAUAAAACCAAUAAUAAGGGAAGCUCUACAGAGAUCUUGAAAAAGAAUACCUCAGCAACAGAUAAAAGGAAUUCCAGCAACAGUGAACCCUUUCUAAGCAUUUUCAACAAUGACAGAAUAUACCAACCACAUACCUUUUCUGAUUCUAAUCUCUUGGAAGUUCUGCAAGAAAAUGCACAGCUGAAGGAAGAGCUAGAAAGAUUGUCUCUAGAAAUGAACCAGCAGAGGGUGAAGUCUCAAGCAACCCUGGCUUAUUCUGAAAAUAACACACGAAGGAUACAGGAAGACACAGCAGAAUGCAUUGCAUCUCUGAAAGCUUCCCAUGAGAGAGAAAUGGAGAAGAUUCUUUGCCAGCAUGCAAAGGAGCAUUCUACUUCUAAAGUAGCUGAACUAAACAGAAGAAUUUCAAAACAAGAGAUAUUAAUAAAACAUCUCCAAGAACAAAUUGGUGAACAACAGGGACAUCAGGAAGCCCUUUUAGUUUCACAGAUGCGAGAGGAACUCCUACAAAAAGAGGUGACGAAAUUGUUGGAAGAACUGAGAGAGGCUAAGGAGAGCCAGAGUCCUGAAAUGAAACAUUUUUUGUGCCUGGAAAAGAAAAUCAAGCAUAUAGAGACCAGAUAUGCAGAAAGACAGCAAGAAAUUCAAAAGGCAACCCAACUAACACAAUGUAUUACUGAAGCAAGGCAAACCCAUGAGGUUGAGAAGUGGCGAAGACUGGCACAACAGAAGAAUCAAGAACUGGAGAAAUUCCGAGUGGAAUUGGAUUCAAUAUUAGAUGUUUUACGUGAACUGCAGAAACAAGGAGUUGUUAUUCCUGCACCUAAUUCCAGUGGAUUUGGCACAACAGACAGCUGUUGGAAGACAUGAUUAGAUAGGAAUUGAUUAGAGAAGC
Haliaeetus leucocephalus (bald eagle) is the source of this 4593-nucleotide messenger RNA. It is a transcript of the gene CEP162, whose product is annotated as centrosomal protein 162kDa. The coding region runs from base 282 to 4568 and encodes 1428 amino acids. Gene Ontology annotation, biological process: cilium assembly. The transcript has 28 exons. NCBI's taxonomy places the organism in Eukaryota, Metazoa, Chordata, Aves, Accipitriformes, Accipitridae. The record is from RefSeq and is a predicted model, not a curated record. Gene Ontology annotation, cellular component: centrosome; centriole; axonemal microtubule.